Molecule: messenger RNA, 1236 nt
Organism: Mesoplodon densirostris (Blainville's beaked whale)
Lineage: Eukaryota; Metazoa; Chordata; Mammalia; Artiodactyla; Ziphiidae
Gene: MNX1
Product: motor neuron and pancreas homeobox 1
Exons: 3
Coding region: 1-1236 (411 amino acids)
Biological process (GO): neuron projection morphogenesis; endocrine pancreas development; central nervous system development
Cellular component (GO): nucleus
Molecular function (GO): sequence-specific double-stranded DNA binding; DNA-binding transcription factor activity, RNA polymerase II-specific
Source: RefSeq, a predicted model, not a curated record
AUGGAAAAAUCCAAAAAUUUCCGCAUCGACGCGCUGCUGGCCGUGGACCCUCCGCGAGCGGCCUCGGCGCAGACCGCGCCGCUGGCCCUGGUCACGUCGCUCGCGGCCGCCGCAGCUGGCCCCGGGGGCGGCGGCGGCGGCGGGGCGAGCGGUGGGGCGAGCGGCGGCUGCAGCCCCGCGUCCUCGGAGCCGCCCGCGGCGCCCACCGACCGCCUGCGCGCCGAGAGCCCGUCGCCGCCGCGCCUGCUGGCCGCGCACUGCGCGCUGCUGCCCAAACCGGGCUUCCUGGGCGCUGGCGGCGCGGGCGGCGGGGCGGGCGGAGGCGGAGGCGGGCCCGGGGGGCCCCACCACCACGCGCACCCCGGCGCCGCCGCCGCCGCUGCGGCCGCCGCAGCCGCCGCCGCUGCCGCGGGGGGUCUGACGCUGGGGCUGCACCCGGGGGGCGCGCAGGGCGGCGCGGGCCUCCCGGCGCAGGCGGCGCUCUACGGCCACCCGGUCUACGGCUACUCGGCGGCGGCGGCGGCGGCGGCCGCGCUGGCCGGGCAGCACCCGGCGCUCUCCUACUCGUACCCGCAGGUGCAGGGCGCGCACCCCGCGCACCCCGCCGACCCCAUCAAGCUGGGCGCCGGCACCUUUCAGUUGGACCAGUGGCUGCGGGCGUCCACCGCGGGCAUGAUCCUGCCCAAGAUGCCGGACUUUAACUCCCAGGCGCAGUCCAACCUCCUGGGGAAGUGCCGCCGGCCACGCACCGCCUUCACCAGCCAGCAGCUGCUCGAGCUGGAGCACCAGUUCAAGCUCAACAAGUACCUGUCGCGGCCCAAACGCUUCGAGGUGGCCACGUCCCUGAUGCUCACCGAGACCCAGGUGAAGAUCUGGUUCCAGAACCGGCGGAUGAAGUGGAAGCGCAGCAAAAAGGCCAAAGAGCAGGCAGCGCAGGAGGCCGAGAAGCAGAAGGGCGGCGCGGGCGCGGGCAAAGGCGGCGGCGCCGGGGACCAGGGGGACGAGGAGCUGCUGGGGCCGCCGGCGCCCGGGGACAAGGGCAGCGGACGCCGCCUGCGGGACUUGAGGGACAGUGACCCCGAGGAGGAGGAGGAGGACGACGACGAGGACCAUUUCCCCUACAGCAACGGCGCUAGCACGCACGCCGCCUCCUCUGACUGCUCCUCCGGGGCCGACUCGCCUGCCCCGCGGUCCGGCGGGCCCGGCGGGCCCGGCCACCAGCCCCCGCCCCAGUAG